GACAUCAUGAAACUGGUCGUAACUUUGCUAAUCUGUUUAGCAGCUGGGGCAUGUUCGGCUGAAUACAGUAAGCAGCGGGUAGAAGAAGUUCUAAAAGUAGCCAAACAAUGCAAGCUGGAGCUCUCGCUUCCCGAAGAGGACAAUGUGGUUGAACGUGCGUUAACCCGAAAUGAUAUGAGAUACAUGCUCUGUUUUUACUCCAAGUUCAACAUGCUCGAUGCAAACGAUAAUAUUGUCGUUGAUAAGGUGGUCGACUUUAUGGUGGAACAGUACGCUGAAAAGGUGAUUCGUCCGGUAGUUACCAGGUGUGCCAAACAGGGCGAUCCCUCCGUGUACGAACGUCUGUGGAAAUUCUACCAGUGCAUCAGUACCGAUAAGAGCUGGUAGUGAAGAAGUUGAGGAUUUGAAUUUCAAGAAAUGUGGAU
This is a messenger RNA of Culex quinquefasciatus (southern house mosquito), 425 nucleotides long. RefSeq lists its product as uncharacterized. Lineage: Eukaryota; Metazoa; Arthropoda; Insecta; Diptera; Culicidae. The transcript has 3 exons. The coding region runs from base 7 to 387 and encodes 126 amino acids. The record is from RefSeq and is a predicted model, not a curated record. Gene Ontology annotation, molecular function: odorant binding.